AUGAGGGAAGAGGGAGUUGUGAAAAGAGAACGUGUCGGGGGCAGUUGCAUUGAAGCUGACGGUGUGUUUGGAGGUGAUGCACUGGAGCAAGAAAAGAUCACGGAGGCGGAAACAGGUACCGCGCAAGGGGAGGGUCAGGCGCAAGGAAGACAAAGGAACCAGGAGCCGCAGCAGCAGCAGCAGGAGAAGCAGGAGGAGGAGGAGAAGCAAUCGGCACAGCUGUUGGCGGAGGUGGUAUCUGCAGAUAAGGAGAAGAACGCAGGGCACCAGGAGCACAAGGAGCAGCAGCUUCCUCCAGUGGUGGAGGUGGUAUCUGCAAAUAUUGAGAAGAACGCAGGGCGCCAGCAGCACCAGAAGGAGCACCAGGAGGAGCAGCAGGAGGAGCAGCAGGAGCAGCUUCCUUCCGUGGUUGAGCUGGUCUCUGCAGGAGAAUUACCCCAGCAGGGACAGCGUGUGGUGCUGCCAGUAGACGCAGUCGUGUGCGUUGAACAACCGCCGCCUGCUCUGGAGUCGACUGGAAAGUCGCCGCCUGCUCUGGAGUCGACUGGAAAGUCGCUGCCGGCAGAUGCUGUUGUGUGCAUUGAGCCGCCUGUUCGUGAUUCAACGCAGAUUGCACUGCCAGUCGAUGCAGUCCUGUGUGUUGAACAACCGCCGCCUGCUCUAGAAGGUUCAAUGCAAGAUCCGCUUCCCCUGGACGUAGUCGUGUGUGUUGAACCGCCUGCUCUCCCACGUGGACCGAUCUCCCCUGCUCUGCCCGUUGCACCGUCUCCUUUGGCAGUGCUGCCGGCCUACACACCUGCUGUGACGGUGGUAUCUGACGACGCUGAUUCGUCCCAGCAGACGCUGCUGCCGCCGGCUGCUGCUGUGGUGACAGUUGAUCCACCUGCUGUGUCGGUGGUAUCUGACGACGCAGCGUCCUCCGAACAGCCUCUUCUGCCGCUGCUUCCAGCAGUUGUUGAGGUGGUUUCGAGUGGGGCGGACGGUCCAGCCUCUGUUGCUGUGCUUGCAAGAGAGGCUCUGCUGACUGCCAGUGGGAUCGUCAGUGUUGUGCGCGCUGGCAGUGAGGAGAGGGCAUGCGAGGAGCAGGAAGAGGGGGCAGGCGGUGAGCUGGAGAAGGAGGGGAAGGAGGAGGAGAAGUCAGUGUCUGCUGCUGUGCUUCAUCCGGGGGAGGCUCUGCUGACUGCCAGUGGGAUCGUCAGUGUUGUGCACGCUGGCAGUGAGGAGAGGGCAUGCGAGGAGCAGGAAGAGGGGGCAGGCGGUGAGCUGGAGGAGGAGGGGAAGGAGGAGGAGAAGUCAGUGUCUGCUGCUGUGCUUCAUCCGGGGGAGGCUCUGCUGACUGCCAGUGGGAUCGUCAGUGUUGUGCGCGCUGGCAGUGAGGAGAGGAUAGGCGCGGAACAGAAAGAGCUGGAGAGGAGUAGGAAUGCAGAGCAUGCGAAGGCAGUGAGUAGAACGGUAGAGGAGGGGGAAAAGAUGCAGGAGAAACAGGAGGAUGAAAGUGAGCACAAAGGCGCGGUUUCUGAGGAGGAGAAGAAUGGAGAGGGGCAGGCGAAGCGGGCACAGGAGGAGCAGGCACUACCUGUGAAAGAGGGAGCCUCGGGCCGGGAGGAUGCUGAGGGGGAGAAGGAGAAGGAGAAGGAGAAGGAUAAGGAGAAGGAGAAGGAGAAAGAGCAAUUGAAGGAGGCGAAGGAGAAGGAGGGGAAGGAGAAGGGGAAGAAGACGAGGGGGGUAGAGGGUGGCGAUGGCAAGGGGGAGUUGUUGGAAUGUAGCAAGGGAGAGAAUGAGGCACUUGAGUUGACUCAAGCGGAUGGUAAGGAGGUGGAGGAGAAGGGUGGCGACGGGACGAGCGAUGAGGGAGUGGUGGUGGGGAAUAGGAAGGGUGGGGAAGAGAGGGAUGAGAAGAUUGUUGAGAGCAAAAGCAAGAGGGCAGCUGGGGGUGAUGGGAGUGGUGAGAAUGAAGACUUAGGUGAGAAGGACGAGAGAGGUGUACUAGAUGAGACUGCAAGCGAUGAGGUGAGGGAAUUAGGGAAAGAGGAGGGAGGAUUGGGGAAACAGGAUGUUACCAUUAAGGAUGCGGAAGGGAUGGAGGUAGAUGAGAAGAGGGGCGAGGAGAAGGGAGAGGAGAAGGGAGAGGAGAAGGGAGAGGAGAAGGGAGAGGAGAAGGGAGGGGAGAGUGGAGGGAGAGAGGAGGAGAUGGAGGAAGGGAAGGUGGAGAAGAGAGAGGAGGGAGGGAAGGAGAAGGGAGAGGAGCAAGAGAAUGAGGAGAAGGGAGUGGAGGGAGAGGAAGGAGGAAAGGAGGAGAAGAGUGGAGAGGGAGGGGAUUCGAUGGAAGGGAAUGCGGGUGUUGCUGAAGGAGAUGGUGUUGCGAGUGGCAAUGCCGAUGCCUCACAGAUAGUCCUUGGUGCUGAGGGGGACGAUGCAAUGAUGAUUGAUGAGAAGAGAGGAGAGCAGAGGCACGUGGCAGAAGGGAGUAGAGAGAGGGAAAGGCGAGAAGAUGCCGAGGAGGAAGGGAGCAAGAAGGGCGAAGGCGAGGGUGGUAGAGGGAGUCAGCAGCUGACUUUGGCUUCGACCGAAGAAGGGAAGGAGCCUGAAGGAGUGGGUUUAGCUGCAGCGAAGGAUAGCCCUAUAGUUCCCACUCCAACUGAUGCAGAUGCUCCUGCUGCUGCUGCUGCUGCUGCUGCUGCGGAUUCUCCUGCGGAAGCAGCAGCUGCAGCUGCAGCUUUUCCUGGUGCGGCAGGUCCAGCUACAGAGGGUGUGGGGGGGGUGGUUACAAAGAGGAACGAGGGGAGGAAGAUGUGGGAGUGGGAUGAGCGGAUGCAUGCAUGGGAUGGCAUCAUGCGCGCAUGGCAUGGACGCAUGGUGGCCUGGACUGGGGUCAUGGAUGCUUGGAGGGCGCACAGACGAGAGCAGAGGAGGAAGCAGAGACGGGAACAGAGGCGCACACAGAAGCAGAAGCAGAAGGAAGAGCACAAGGAAGAGCAGGCAGCAGAGGAGAUGGCAGAUGAAAAGGGGCGUGUUGCGGCUGCUGCUGGAGCCAGCAGCGAUACUUAUGUUUCUGGGGAUGAUAGUGACUCCAGUGGUAGUGACAGUAGCGAGGAUGAUACUACUGAGGUCUUGCAGCUCGGUGGUAUUGGCUAUGAGGGGAAUGCUGGCUACGAGGGGAAUGAGUUGUAUGAGCGCGCGCUGGUUGCUGCAGGAGGAGUGUAUGGGGCAGGUGAGGAGCAGAGAUUAGGGAGUGGGGGUGUGGGGAUGGGAGGGAUGGGGGGUGGAGAGGGUAGAGCAGGGAGCAGUGGUGGGAAGGGGUUGGGCAGGAGCAGGCGCAGGAGCAAAGGCAAGGGCAUGGAGGGGAGUCCAGGGAAGAAGACGAAAGAGGAUGCUGCAGCAGAUGCAUGGGAGCAACAGCAGGUGCAGCAGCAACACCUUCACCACUGCCAUAACCAGCAGCAGCAGGUGCAGGGUUACAUGGAAUACCAAGGGCAGGAGCCACAGAAUGGGGGCACAGCAGCAGCAGCAGCAGCGCAGGGCAGUGGGAGUCACAACUCGGGAGGCCACGGCCGUGGGGACGGGCACAGCAGUGGUGGGGGUGGAGGAGGGGGAGCAGGAGCGGGAGCAGCAACAGCAGGUGGGAAUCACGGCACCAGUGGACGCUCAUGGCAUUUCUCAGGGUACCCCGGCGUGUCUCGAAACGGGAGGAAAUGGUCAGCUAAGGUCUCUAUGAACUCCCAGCAGAGGGCCCGGUACGGGGUGUGCCAGAACAUGCACUGCGGGCAGUGGGAGAAGGUGGAGCAAGCAGCAGCCGCAGCCGAAGCAGCGUGUUUUGUUUUCAAGGGAGGGAAGGGGCGGACGUGGAAGUUUCUUACUGAGCAGCAGAGGGAGGUGCUUGGGGAAAUGGAUCCGGAUGAGGGGAUGUGGCUGAUCAAGGCGAAGAGGUGGAGGGAGUGGAAUGAAUGGCAGCCGAACAGGACUGGGUGGGUGAAGGGGAUGGGGUUGGCGGAGAGUGGGGAUGGGCAUGGGGUGGGGGGCGCGCAGCAGGAGGGGCAGGGGGAAGGGGAGGGGGGUGAGGGGCAUGGGAUGGGGCAGGAGGGGCGGGAGGGGCAGGAGGGGCAGGAGGGGCAGGGAGAGGGGGAGAGUCAGGAGGGUGAGCCGAUGCUGUUGGAGUGGCAUGAGGGGUGGGAGGGUAGGCAUGCGGAUGGGCAGAGGGAUGAGGAGGGAGAACAGGAGAGGGAGCAUGAGAGGGAGGAGAGGAAGAAGGAGAGGGAGAGAGAGAGGGAAAAGGAGAGGGAAAAAGAGAUGGAGAAGGAGAGGGAGAAGGAGAGGGAGAAGGAGAGUGAGCAGCAGAGGGAGAAGGAGAGGGAAAAGGAGGAACGCGAGCAGCUGAAGGGCAAGGAGCAAAGGCAGGACGGGUUGCGAGAGAAAGUGGAAGAAGAGGAAAAAGAACCUCGGGGGCUGAAACUGGAUCUGAAUGCUCAGCAGCCUCUGCACUUUUAUCAGGAGCCUCCUCCUCCCCCGUCUUUCCCUGCUCCGCCUCUUUCCGCUCCUCCUUUUCCUCCUCCAGUUGCUCCAUCACCCCUUGUUGCAGCACCACCCGCAUCCCACCCAGUGCUUUUCCCCCAAUCCGCGCUACAGCAGGCUGCAACCACGCUACAGCAGGGCACAUCCGCGCUACAGCAUCAGCAGCCAGUGGCGUCGAUUCGAGAGCUGUUGGCCAUGCCCCGUCCCUUCUCUGUUCCUCCCCCUCCUGCUGCUGUGGGUCAGCAUCAGGGCCAGCCAAGUCAGCAGCAGGAACAUAUGCUGAGUCAGCAAAGUCAACAAAGUCAACACCUGCAGCAGGGGCAGAGUUUCGUGCUCUCCCUCCCACCUGCGUCCAACCCACCACUGCACCCUCCUCCUCUGCACCCAUCUCUUCUCCCUCCCCCCCAGGCCUUCCUGCAACAGCAUGGGGGCACUCUAGGCCUCUUCCCUCCCAUUGCUCUUCCUGCCCAUCCCACCUCUCCUGCUGCUGCUUCUGGCACUGCCGGUGGAACCUCAGCAGACGUGCAAUCUACUACUCCUGCUACAGAAACCACCGCAGCAGCAGCAGCAGCAGCAGCAGCAGCAGCAGCAGCAGCAGCAGCAGCAGCAGCAGCAGCAGCCGCUUUGAACCCAGCGAAUCACGGGCCAAGACCAGCCUCAGGGUACCUUGGAGUGGUGAAGAGUGGUCGAAAGUGGGCAGUGCAGCUAUCGAUGAACAUGAAACAGCGAGCGAGCUACUCAGUAGGCCAUAUCCUCAACUGUGGGGUUUGGGAUGAUGUUGGGGAGGCUGCUAUUGCAGCAGAGGCCGCUUACCUGGUGCUGAAAGGGGAGAAGAUUGAGUUUAGGUUGCUCAGUGAGGAGCAGAAGAGGAGGCUGAGGCAGAUGGGUCCGGAUGAGGCAGUGAGGAUUAUUAAGGAGAGGAGGUGGAAGGUUUGGAGGGAUUGGAGGGCCGGGAAGGAGAGGGAUGGGACAGGGUGGUUUGUGGGGGAGGAGGGAGGGGAGGAGAGGGGGGAGGGAUGGAAGGUGGGGAUGGGAGAAGGGAGGGGAGAAAGGGGGCGGGAGGAGGAGGAGGAAGGGUGGGAGCGGCAGGAUGGGAUGGAGGAGGAGGAGGAGGGGCGAGGGAGAAGGAGAGGGAGUGGAAUGGAGGUUGCACCGCCGUUUACUCCUCUCUCCCUCCUCCCGCUCAGUCCCAUGCGCCAUCCCUCACAUCCCUCCUCUGCCCGCUCCUCUCCUCCCUCCUCCUCAGCUCCUUCUCACUCAGAGCACGCUUUUCCCGGCCCUGCACCAGCAGCAGCAGCAGCAGCAGCAGCAAGAGAAGACAGGGCCCUCCGGGAGGCGGUUACAGGAGGUGAGAAGCGGCACGGGCAGAAGCAGCAUGGUCAGAACGCGUUUGCAUCAUCCCUGUCUCUAUCCUUGAACGCUUCUCCCCCCAGCGACCAUGUACGAGGCUCUGGGAGGAUAGCAAAGAGGGAGGAGCAGGAGCAGGAGGAAGAGACCGGCAUGGCAGGCAUGGGUCAUGAAUAUCGCAGACACAGGGAGAAGCAGAGGGGGCACGAGAGCGGGCAUGGGAGGGGGCAUCACGAGCGGGAGCAGGAGCGGGAGCAUGAGCAGGAAAGCGAGCGUGAGUUCAAGAGGGCUCGGCACACGCAUAGUGACGAUGAUGCAGCUAGCAGAGAGAAUGAGUAUAGCGAUGCUGCUGUCACACAGCGUGAACGAGAACGAGCACAGCAUGGGAGGGAGGCGCACUACCCAGAGUCCUCGCAAGCUCUCGUUCUGAUUGGCUCUCCAGCGCACCGACAGAGCACACCGGAGCAGCACAGCUCAGCGCCCAGUCACCGCGAGUCAGCGCCGGGCCGUGCUGACUCGGCGCCAGCAGCCAAAAGCACACCUACAAGCGCAGACGAGAGGGACAUAGCAGAAGGAGAGGAGGGUGAAGCUGCUGGUGCUGGUGCUGGUGGUGGGGGUGGGGCCGGUGGGUCGAGCCAUGUCUCCUGGGCUUCUGGGUACUAUGGUGUGGCAAGAAACGGCCGAAAAUGGGCAGCGAAACUUUCGAUGAACGCUGACCAGAGGCAGAGGUACGCCGUAGGAAAGAGCAUCCACUGCGGGCAGUACGAGGAAGUUUUGGAGGCGGCGGCUGCGGCCGAAGCGGCGAAUUUCGUGUUCAAGGGCGGGAAGGGGCGGACGUUUAAGUUUCUGACAGAGCAGCAGAGGGAGGUGCUGGGGGAAAUGGAUCCGGAUGAAGCUAUGGUGAUGAUCAAGAAUAAGACUUGGAAGGAUUGGAAGGACUGGCGGCCAGGAGGGGUUGUGGUGGGAGGGGGAGGGGAGGGAGGGGGGAGCGGGGGAGGGGAAAGCGGGGGAGGGGCGGGAGUGGGGGAGGUGGCGGGAGGAGGGGGUGGGAUGGUGCCAGGGGUGGGGGAGAUGGGGAGUGGAGCAGGGGGGGGAGCACCAGGGGAAGUGGGAGUAGGGGGGGGCGGAGCAGGGGGUUUUGGAGAAGGUGCGGGAGCAGGUUCGGUAGUAGGAUCGGGAGUAGGAGGGGUGGGAGGAACACCCGCAGGGGGUUUUUCAAGUGGGUUUGUGCAUGGAAGGAUGGUGGUGGGUGGUGGGAUUCACGAGGAGAGAAUACAGCCUGGGAGUAUUCCCAUGCAGCCGGGAAGCAUUUCAAUGCAACCCGGAAAUGUCGCCAUGCAACCGGGUAGCAGUGGGAAUUUUCUUGCUUACCCACCACCAGGGGGAGGGGUUGUGACUGGUGCACAGGGUGCGCCUGCAGAGGGGUUGGAACGCCAGUCGCUCUGGGAUGGCAAUGGGAAUGGGCAGGUUAAUGUGCAUCAGGAGCAGCAGCACAAAGAAGGGGAGAGGAGACCGAGAAGAGAAGAGAAGAGGAGAGGGCUUGUGUGCUGGACAGGGAAUGAGAGACUCGGGAGGGAAAGGGGAGACGAGAGGGAAGGAGGGGGGAGAGAGGAGGAGAGGAAGGGAAGAGAGGGAGUGGUGGUGAAGAUGGAAAAGGGGGAGGAGGAGAAGGAGGAAUGGGAGAUUGGACAGACGGAGGAAAGGGAGAUUGGACAGACGGAGGAAAGGGAGAUUGGACAGACGGAGGAAAGGGAGAUUGGCCAGACGGAGGAAAGGGAGAUUGGACAGACGGAGGAAGGGGAGAUUGGACAGACGGAGGAAAGGGAGAUUGGACAGACGGAGGAAGGGGAGAUUGGACAGACGGAGGAAAGGGAGAUUGGACAGACGGAGGAAGGGGAGAUUGGACAGACGGAGGAAAGGGAGAUUGGACAGACGGAGGAAGGGGAGAUUGGACAGACGGAGGAAAGGGAGAUUGGACAGACGGAGGAAAGGGAGAUUGGACAGACGGAGGAAAGGGAGAUUGGACAGACGGAGGAAAGGGAGAUUGGACAGACGGAGGAAAGGGAGAUUGGACAGACGGAGGAAAGGGAGAUUGGACAGACGGAGGAAAGGGAGAUUGGACAGACGGAGGAAAGGGAGAUUGGACAGACGGAGGAAAGGGAGAUUGGACAGACGGAGGAAAGGGAGAUUGGACAGACGGAGGAAAGGGAGAUUGGACAGACGGAGGAAAGGGAGAUUGGACAGACGGAGGAAGGGGAGAUUGAAGAGGGGAAGGAGGGGGAGGAGAGGGAGGUUGGACAGGAGGAGGAAGAAGGGGAGGGUUGUAUGGAGGGAAACCGGCACGUGGGGGCAAGUGUGCUUGUGAAAAGGGAGGAAGAGGAGAAAGAAGAGGAGGAAGACGAGGAGGUGGUGGUAGUAGGAGAGUGGUAUGAGGAGGUUGAGAUGGGUGGGGAAGAGCAGAAGGAGGAAGAGGAGGAGGAGGAGGAGUUGGAAGGGGAGGGAGGCAAAGGGGAGGCGAUGAGAAGGGGAGCAGUAAGAAGGGAGGCGGUCGAAGGAGGAGAGGAGGAAGACAAAGAGGAGGCGAUGCGAAGAGAGGAGGGAGGGAGAGGAGGUGGAAAAGGAGAGCAGAGCGGCCAGCUGGUGGUGAUGAGGGCUGAGGAAGUAAGGAGUGGUCAGCAGAGGGGGCAUCAGAGCGGUCAGCUGGUGGUGUGUGUGAAGAAAGAGGAAGAGGAGGAGGUGAAGGAAGGAAGGGGGGGAGAGAUGGCACUGGUGGUGGUGCAUGAAGCAAAGGAGGAGGACGUGGAGGGAAGGGAGAAAAGGGAGGAAGGUGAGGGAGAGGAGGGCGAGGAGGAAGAGGGGGAAUGGAGGGAUGUAAAGGAGGAAAGACAGGUGCUAGUUCUGCUGGAUGGAGGGACAGGAGGGCUUGAGGAGAUACCCCAGGGCACAGAAUGGGGAGCAGGGUGGGAAGAAGCACCAUUUGCAUCGGCAUAUUCCAACUUGGAGCGAUGCUCCCGGUUCACACCGCCGCCAGCAAAGACUCCCAAGGCUUUUGAGUCGACUCAAAACUUUGCAGCGAUGCUCCCAAGGCUCCAAAUGAUUGAGUCGACUCAAAAUGUCUUCGAAGACAAUUUGGAGCGAUGCUCCCGGUUCACACCGCCGCCAGCAAAGGCUCCCAAGGCUUCGAAGGCCUUGAGUGGGAUGCAGCGAGCAACACAGAUUCGCACUCCAUCCCCCACCUUUCAUGAUGAUACCCCACCCUCCACCCUUCAUAAUACUCCAUCCUCCACCCCUAAUGGGAAUCUCACUCCUUCCCCCACCUCUCAUGAUGCCCCGCCUUCCGCCCCUGCAGCAAAGCCCUCCCGCUCGUCCGGAUACUUUGGAGUGGUUCGGGUCGGUUCCAAGUGGUCCGUGAACCUUUUUCUCAGCCAGGCUCAGCGCACAAAAUAUGGUAUCAGAGCAUCGGCUCUCAACUGCGGGUCUUGGGAGGAAGGGGAGCUUUUAGAAGCUGCAGCUGCAGCAGAGGCGGCUUAUCUGGUGCUUAAAGGGGAGAGGGGGAUUGAGUUUAAGGUGCUGAGGGAAGGGGAGAAGGAGAGGUUGAGGCGGAUGGGAUGGGAGGAGGCUGUGGGGAUGAUUCAGGGGAAAAUGUGGCGAUUGUGGCGGGAGUGGGGUGGGAAGGGGGCGGAAAGGGAGAAAGGGGAGAGGAGGAAGGGGGAAGGGAAUGGGAAGGGGGAGGGUGGGGAGGAGGAGUUGGGGGAGAAAAAGGAGGGGGAAAAGAGGAGGGAGAGGCAGCAAGAGAUGAGCCAUCAGCAUGAGAGGCAUGCUCUAGAGGAGACGCAUGAGAGGCAUGCUCUAGAGGAGAUGCCUGUGCAGGAGACUGUUUCAGUCACUUCUGAGAAUUCUCAAAAGGAGAUGCCAAGGGAAUUGUCUAGAGGUGUUUACCACGACAAGACUCCGGUAGUUACGAAGAAAAAGCAGGCGAAUCCGUCUGGUUACAUCGGAGUUACAAAGAACUACAGCGCGUGGGCCGUUCGUGUCCCGUUAAACUCACAGAAGAGCACCUUAUAUGGGGUAUGCAAGAAUAUUUACUGCGGGCAGUGGGACGAUCUAGAAGCGGCGGGAUCAGCAGCAGAAGCCGCUUAUUUUGUGCUUAUAGGGGAGAAAGAUAUACGAGAGAGGGGGAUUAAGCUGCGGCUUUUAACUGAGAGGCAGAAGGAGACACUUAGGCAGAUGGACCCGUUUGAAGCUGUGAGGAUGAUAAAAGAGAAGAAAUGGAAGGAGUGGAUGAAAUGGGUUCCAGAGGGAAUGGCGGGUGCUGUUGUAGGGUGCUCGGAUAGAGAAGGUGCUGCUGCAGGUAAGAGGCUUGUGGAAAAUACUGUCUCUCAGAAUGGGGUUGCAGGAGAAACGGAGCCCAUUUUCCCUCAUAGGCUUGUGCGUGAUAAAGAGGCAACUUCUGAGUCUCCUGGAAAGGCAUCUCAGCUUGUGGGUCGCAGGGAUGUGGAUUCGCGAAAGGCGACUUGUGGGCUGCAGAGGCUAAGUGGCGGCCAGGCAACUCCCCUGUUGCACUUGCAGCAGCGGCAGCAGCAGAACCAGCAGCAGCAGCAGCAGCAGCGCCAGCAGGGACAGAGACAAGAGCAAGAGAGGCAGCAGCAAGCCCGGCAUGAGGAUCAACUACAGCUGGCGCUGAUUACUGAUCAGCUAGACAGUGCUCCAGCACACCAGAAACAACAACAGCAGCAGCAGCAGCAGCAGCAGCAGCAGCAGCAGCAGCAGCAGCAGCAGCAGCAGCAGCAGCAGCAGCAGCAGCAGCAGCAGCAGCAGCAGCAGCAGCAGCAGCAGCAGCAGCAGCAGCAGCAGCAGCAGCAAGGGCAGCCUUUGCAAGGACCGCUUUCCUUGCCUUGCUCUUCUCGGCCCGGGGAUGCCAGUGGGGACAGGACGGACGUUCUGACAGGCCAUUACACAAUCCGCGAGGUCAGCAAAGUUAGUGACGAUGGCACCGGUAAUAGCGGCACAACUUGUGGCACAAGUAACGGUGACAGCAACGGUGAGAGCAAGUGGCAGGCUGUGUUGAAUUUCAGCGCGCACAAGAGCAUGCGCUUUCGCGUCCCGGAGCGGUUUGUUUGCGGGGAAUGGGACAGCUUUCGUGAGGCAGCAGCAGCAGCGGAGGCGGCGUGUCUGGCGAUCAAAGGAGACAAGAAGAUUGCGUUUCAGGUGCUGGGUGAAAGGGAGAGGGAGGGGUUGAGAGGGUUGAGUAGGAUUGGUGCGGUGUGGAUGAUACGGGAGGGGGAGUGGGGGAGGUGGAGGGAGUGGAGGUUGGUGUUGGAGGAAUUGAUGGGGGGGAAUGGGAGAAAGAGGGAGAGGGAACAGGAGGAAAGGGGGAUGGAGGUUGGGAGAGGGAAGAGGAGGCAUGCGGUAAGUGGAAAUGAGACUUUUGCGUGCAUGUCAUAG
Closterium sp. Naga37s-1 is the source of this 11301-nucleotide messenger RNA. The record is from the annotation of a GenBank genome assembly. Lineage: Eukaryota; Viridiplantae; Streptophyta; Zygnematophyceae; Desmidiales; Closteriaceae.